Molecule: messenger RNA, 291 nt
Organism: Blepharisma stoltei
Lineage: Eukaryota; Ciliophora; Heterotrichea; Heterotrichida; Blepharismidae
Source: the annotation of a GenBank genome assembly
AUGAAAAAAGAUGGAGAAGCAAGGCAGCAUAAGAAUUGAUAUAUUUACUGAUUAAAAAUAAAAGCUCAGUCCAAUAGAAGUUACGUUUUAUAUUGCAGAGAAUGAAAAUCCCAUCUAUUUUUAAGACUUCUUCUAAUUUGAAAUAUGCUGAUUUUAAGACAUGCAUACAUUGGCAAUAUCCAAUUAAAGGUUUUCAUCAGCAAAAAACUGGCAAAUGCUCAACAUUUGCAGAUUUUCCAAUUUUUUGAAAAUAGAAAUGGAAUUCACUUUGUUAAAGAAAGUGAGCCUUAA